UCUCAGGUAUAGGCCUGACAGGAGGGUGCAUCUCUCCUCCUAGAACACCAUCAUGGGUAAUGUGUCCAAUGAUUCCCCGGCCGAGGACUGCAAGACUCGACAGUGGCUACCCCUGGGCGAAAGCCCAGCCAUUAGCUCUGUGAUGUUCUCUGCUGGGGUACUGGGGAACCUCAUCGCGCUGGCUCUGCUGGUGCGCCGCUGGCGCGGGGAUCCGGGACGCAGCGCCAGCCUCGGGAAUCCCAUCUCCUUGUUCCACGUGCUGGUGACCGAGCUGGUGUUCACCGACCUGCUCGGGACCUGCUUCAUCAGUCCCAUGGUGUUGGCAUCAUACGCAAGGAACCAGACCCUGGUGGCGCUGGCACACGAGAACCGCGCGUGUAAUUACUUCGCCUUUGCCAUGACCUUCUUCAGCCUGGCCACGAUGCUCAUGCUCUUCGCCAUGGCCCUGGAGCGCUACCUCUCCAUCGGGCACCCCUACUUCUACCAACGCCACGUUACGCGCCACAGGGGCCUGGCAGUGCUGCCUGCCAUCUACGCCAUUUCGCUGCUCUUUUGCUCCUUGCCACUUUUCGGCUACGUCCAGUACGCCCAGUACUGUCCCGGGACGUGGUGCUUCAUCCACCACGAGCAGACCGCGUACCUGCAGUUCUACGCCACCCUGCUCCUGCUCCUCAUCGUCGCUGUGCUCGUCUGUAACUUCAGUGUCUUUCACAAUCUUGUCCGCAUGUACCGAAGGGGCAGGAGAAGCCGCUGUGCACCCACACUGGGCAGCGGCCGGAGCGGCCCCGGGACCCGCAGGAGAGGGGCAAAGGUGUCCAUGGCAGAGGAGACGGACCACCUCAUCCUUCUGGCCAUUAUGACCAUCACCUUCGCCAUUUGCUCCUUGCCUUUCACAAUUUUUGCAUACAUGAGUAAAACCUCUUCCCGACAGGAAAAAUGGGACCUCCAAGCACUUAGAUUUUUAUCAAUUAAUUCAAUAAUUGAUCCUUGGGUCUUUGUCAUCCUUAGGCCUCCCGUGCUGAGACUGAUGCGUUCAGUUCUCUGUUGUCGGGUUUCGUUAAAAACACAAGAUACCAUACAAACUUCCUGUUCUACACAGUCAAAUUCCAGUAACAGGCUGACCUUUGUGGACAGUAAUUAAGAAGUACUUAGUUAGCCAGCAUCUGGAAGAUCAUUUUGAAAUGAUUCCUUGGAGAAAUGAAAA
Chrysochloris asiatica (Cape golden mole) is the source of this 1204-nucleotide messenger RNA. It is a transcript of the gene PTGER2, whose product is annotated as prostaglandin E receptor 2 (subtype EP2), 53kDa. Gene Ontology annotation, biological process: inflammatory response; cellular response to prostaglandin E stimulus; positive regulation of cytosolic calcium ion concentration. NCBI's taxonomy places the organism in Eukaryota, Metazoa, Chordata, Mammalia, Afrosoricida, Chrysochloridae. Gene Ontology annotation, molecular function: prostaglandin E receptor activity. Gene Ontology annotation, cellular component: plasma membrane. The record is from RefSeq and is a predicted model, not a curated record.